AUGCAGCAUUUAUUGGACGAUACUUCAAUAGACUCUGUCAAACAGGAGAUCAUGCUGCUUAAAGUAGCAGAGCUAAAGAAUGUUUGUCGUUCUAUAGGUCUGCCGAUAAGUGGGCGGAAGACGGAGUUACAAGAUAGACUAUCUUCGUUUUUAAUGGCUCCAAGUAGGGCUGGCAUGAAUGAUCCGUUCAGAAUUCCAGCAGUUAACAUUUUAGUCAAAAAGGCCGGUGCUGGUGAUCCAGUACCGAAGUUUGAAACAUUAUUGCAUGCGCUUGCUACAGGCUCAUUCAUGCAUCCUGUUGCAACCGGUCACCAGGAUGCUUCCGCUCUAAUAGGUAACAACAGACUUGCUGGUAAACCUCACCUGCGAUUUCAGCAAAGUCCAUUUUACAACUUGAAGAGACUGGUAGGCUCCGAAUCUGCUCCUGAGGCCCCAAGCAAGCGAGGAGUUGCUAACAUCUCUUUUAAACUAGUAGAAGAGGAGAUGAAACUACUCAAAAGUAGUCCUAAAAUUAAACUCUAUGUGUUUUGCGGAAUAAACAAUUCUUUUGGAGCUAGUAAUGACAUACCUAUUCAGUUUCCUCUGAGGAAUGAGAUUAAAUUUAACGGAAUACAAAUAAAAGACAAUGUUCACGGUUUGAAGAACAAGAUAGGAACUGCGAAACCCGCUGAUCUAACGCCGUACAUUAAUUGGCCACCAAAAUCAAAUCUUUUGCAGCUAGUUUAUGCAUUUACGAAAGACGACCAUAUGGUGUAUGUCUAUUUGGUCGAACUAAUAGAAACAGAGGAAUUGUUACAGAAGACAUUAAGUAGCCCUAAAAUUGUUAGGCCUGCAACGCUACAGUACAUCAAACAGACUCUUUCUGAAGAAGAAGAUGAAGAUAUGAUGACUACGUCAACAGUUAUGUCUUUACAGUGUCCGAUUUCGUAUUCUAGGAUGAAGUACCCUGUAAAAUCCAUCCACUGUCGCCAUUUACAGUGUUUUGACGCUCAGUGGUUUAUUGAAUCACAGAGACAAAUUCCUACAUGGCAAUGUCCAGUCUGCCAAAAGCAAAUUCGUAUAGAAGAUUUGGCAAUAUGUGAAUUUGUGCAAGAGAUCAUCAGUUCUACCGACGAAGAGGUUGAGCAGGUUGAAAUUAGUAAAGACGGUAGUUGGGUAAUCAAAGAUGAAACAGAAAAUCACAACCAGGAAGCUAGUACUGCACCUAAUAUUAAACAAGAGGCCACACCUGAUAUAAAGCCUGAAGAUUCACAUGCUGUAGAGCAGCAUGACGAACAUCCUCCACCGGAACAUGUAAUAAUUUCCUUAGACAGUGAUGAAGAAGACGAAAUAGAACAAGCGACAUCUAAAACCAAUCCACCAAACCGGCAGUCUACUUCACAAAAUUCCGAUAACACUUCAAGUAGUACCGAUUUAAACCAAGAUAACGAUUUAUUGGAUGAUGAAGAUAUGGCGUUCAUCGAAGAACUUGCCAAUUCAAUCAUUGAUCGAGUACCCAGGAGAUCGCAGCAUGAAAACAAUGUCACAAGCACAUCGAAUCUGAAUGUCAAUGGACUCAUUGACCCUAAUACUAGAAAUGAGGUACCAGAACGAAGAACGAGUUUGGAUCCUAGAAUGAAUGAUUAUGAUCUGCUGAAUUUAGCCGCAGAACAACCCACAAAUUUUCGUCAAAUGAGAGGAAGACUGUUAUCAGAGAAUAACCAAGAGAACUCGCGACCCCCAGUACCUAAUCUUUUGGGUAAGGCUCCUCUUAACACGGAUUCACAUAAGGUUGGACCACAACUCCCUAACAUGUCUCAACUCACAAACGCAGAUUCAAUGUUAUUCAAUGGAAAUGGACAAGCUCACCCUCAAGCACCUUCCGGUUCCUUUUCUGAUAGCAAUUCUCGGAUCGUUGUUCAACCAAUGGGAAGUUCUCCGCGUGGCCAAACAAGCGAUAAAGUCACACAGGUAUCCAUACAGCCCACAGAACCUCCUUCCAUGGGAGUUCCUGUACUACCACCUCUACCAACUUUGCCAGUGAGAUCAACUACUUCUACGAUGUCACCGAAUUUACCUCAACCACCGCCUAUCCAUGAUCCUAGAAGAAGGAAGCCAGAGGUAUCACCGUUUUUACCCAAGAAGAAUUUUAAGAAUGUUCUACCGAAGAAAAGAGCACACUCCAACGGCAACGCACAAAAUGUGCAUUCAGAAAUCAACGGGAACCAUGACUCUGGAACCUUACCAGCACCUUCACCCAUAUCCAAUGUGCAGGUAUCGCCUUCCCCGGCUAUAAUGAAUUCAAAUAAUGUACCGCCUCCUAAUGACUCUCUUAAUUCUGACGAUUUGAUCGACUUGACCUCCGAUUAA
Molecule: messenger RNA, 2349 nt
Organism: Kluyveromyces lactis
Lineage: Eukaryota; Fungi; Ascomycota; Saccharomycetes; Saccharomycetales; Saccharomycetaceae
Product: Siz/PIAS RING finger protein
Exons: 1
Coding region: 1-2349 (782 amino acids)
Biological process (GO): protein sumoylation
Molecular function (GO): SUMO ligase activity; zinc ion binding
Source: RefSeq, a predicted model, not a curated record